Molecule: messenger RNA, 360 nt
Organism: Clunio marinus
Lineage: Eukaryota; Metazoa; Arthropoda; Insecta; Diptera; Chironomidae
Source: the annotation of a GenBank genome assembly
AUGGCAAAAGUUAUUGCAAGAGAAGCAGUUCCAUCGGCAACAAAAUCCUUAGAGGAUCAAAGUAAAACGGAGUCUGUGAAGUUUACACUCCAAGUGAAGGCGAUUUUCCGGAAGACGGAUGAUAGCGUAGUGAGCGGAUUAGCAAAGCGUCAGAACGUGUCGCUUUUCGUUUUCGCUAAAGAUCUUGAUUGCAAAUGUCCAAAGAUAAAAAUAAAGAAAUCGUAUCUGAUUCUCGGAAAUGAUGACGAGGGUCCGGCAAACGCUUUAGGCAUCAGCGAUAACUCCAUCGUCAUCGAAUGGCGCGAUGAAUGGUACCGUCGCUUGCGAAAAUAUCAGCGGCAGUCGCACACGUGUGAUUAA